GUCAGCCAUGUGGAUGCGUCUGUUGAACAGCUGAAGAGGAGGAGGAGGGGGUUCAGAAACAGAAAGAGAGAGAGAAAGAGAGCGAGAACGAACGAACGUGCUGUGUGUGUAUAUGAAAGAAAGCGCGAGGAAGAGAGCGAGGGAGCGCGUGAGUGUGAGCGCGCGCGCGUGUGUGAAAAAGGAAGCGGAGUCUGUAAACGCCGAACUCACUGAUUUCCUACCCUCCACAAACUCGAGCUUCACGGAGUUAUCACACGGCGAACGGGAGGAGGGGGAACCGCAUACGUUCAAAAAACCGAGUCCCCGGGCGGUCCGAAUGCGAAUAAAUUAGUAAAGCGAGGUCGUCUUUUGUUGAGGCAUUUGCCCCGUUUCUCCUCUGUAUGGACAGCGACUCUCUCAGGAUAAAGUAUCUGCGCGAUAGUGCUCAGCCCUCGGCUUCUUGGAUUUUGGCCCAGGCCGAGAAGUUCGGCGGGGUCAUUUUCAGCGAACAGACGUGGAAUUGUGUUUGAAGUUGUUUGCAGCAGCCCGAUAGGAACUUAGAUCAUCAUACUGGCGGCUCUUCUGAAACACUGGGGUUGUUGGUGUGGCCAAAUUUUCCCUGGAUUUGAUUGGUAAAUUCAGAAGACUGAAGCCCAGGCUCACAGUCUACCUUUCACGGAGGCCCAGCCGUGAGAGGACAGAAGAAGGCACGUGGCGAAUCAUGACUGCCGACAAAGAGAAAGACAAAGAGAGGGAGCGCGACCGGGACCGGGACAGAGACCGUGAGAAGCGGGACAAAACACGGGAAAGUGAGAGCUCACGGCCCAGGCGCAGUUGCACGCUGGAAGGUGGCGCUAAGAACUAUGCAGAGAGUGAACAUAGUGAGGAGGAUGACAACGAGACACCCGGGGCCGCCACCGCCGAGGAGGCCACCAAAAAGAGCAAGAAGAAGCUGCCCAAAAAGAAGUCACGCUAUGAGCGGACUGAGAAUGGCGAGAUCACUUCCUUCAUUACAGAGGACGACAUUGUUUACAGACCUGGUGAUUGUGUGUACAUAGAGAGCCGACGGCCGAACACUCCCUACUUCAUCUGUAGCAUUCAGGACUUCAAGCUGAGUAAACGGGACCAUCUGUUGAUGAAUGUGAAAUGGUACUACCGUCAGUCUGAGGUACCUGACUCUGUCUACCAGCACCUGGUGCAGGACCGCAACAAUGAAAACGACUCUGGUCGCGAGCUGGUUAUUACCGAUCCCGUGGUUAAGAGCAGAGAGCUCUUCAUCUCAGACUAUGUGGACACUUAUCAUGCUGCUGCCCUCAGGGGGAAAUGUAACAUUUCACACUUUUCUGACAUAUUCGCUGCCAGGGAGUUCAAAGCAAGAAUCGACUCUUUCUUCUACAUCUUAGGAUAUAACCCAGAAACCAGGCGAUUAAACAGUACACAAGGGGAGAUUCGAGUCGGUCCCAGUCACCAGGCCAAGCUGCCAGAGCUCCAGCCCUUUCCCUCUCCUGGAGGUCAGACAGUGACAGAGAAUGAAGAACUGGUCUGGAUGCCCGGGGUCAAUGACUGUGACCUGCUCAUGUACCUGCGGGCAGCCAGGAGCAUGGCAGCGUUUGCAGGGAUGUGUGAUGGGGGGUCAACAGAGGACGGCUGCCUCGCCGCCUCACGAGACGACACUACACUUAACGCAUUAAACACUCUUCAUGAGAGCAGCUACGAUGCCGGAAAAGCCCUGCAGCGGCUGGUGAAGAAACCAGUGCCUAAGCUGAUUGAGAAGUGCUGGUCAGAGGAUGAAGUGAAACGCUUCAUAAAGGGUUUACGGCAGUACGGGAAGAACUUUUUUAGGAUUCGGAAAGAAUUGCUCCCUAACAAGGAGACGGGGGAGCUAAUCACCUUUUACUAUUAUUGGAAGAAAACACCGGAGGCUGCAAGUUGCAGAGCCCAUCGUAGGCACCGCAGACAACCCGUCUUCCGCCGGAUCAAAACCCGCACUGCCUCAACCCCCGUCAACACACCCUCACGCCCACCGUCUAGCGAGUUCUUGGACUUGAGUUCAGCCAGUGAAGAUGACUUUGACAGUGAAGACAGCGAGCAGGAACUGAAGGGCUACGCCUGCCGCCACUGUUUCACUACCACCUCCAAGGACUGGCACCACGGGGGUCGUGAGAACAUCUUGCUGUGCACCGACUGCCGGAUCCAUUUUAAGAAAUACGGCGAACUACCACCCAUCGAGAAGCCUGUAGACCCGCCACCGUUUAUGUUCAAACCUGUCAAAGAGGAAGACGAUGGACUCAGUGGGAAGCAUAGCAUGAGGACUCGACGGAACCGCGGCUCAAUGUCAACGCUACGAAGUGGCCGCAAGAAGCAGACCGCCAGCCCAGAUGGCAGAGCCUCACCAACCAAUGAGGAUCUGCGAUCCAGUGGGCGAACCUCACCUAGUGCAGCUAGCACCUCCAGCACAGACAGCAAGACUGACUCGAUGAAGAAACCCAGCAAGAAGACAAAGGAAGAAGCGCCAUCGCCUAUGAAGAGUGCCAAACGCCAGAGGGAGAAAGGAGCCUCAGACACAGAGGAGUCCGAAAGGUUAAGCGCCAAGAAGUCUAAAACACAGGAAAUAAGUGUGCCGAACUCGCCUUCAGAGUGUGAGGGAGAGGGCGAGGGUGAAAGCUCAGAUGGGCGAAGUGUGAAUGAUGAGGGCAGCAGUGAUCCCAAGGAUAUUGACCAGGACAACCGCAGCUCUUCUCCAAGCAUCCCUAGCCCACGAGACAAUGAGAGUGACUCUGACUCCUCAGCCCAGCAGCAGAUCCUUCAGGGCCAGCACCCUCCAGUCAUUCAGUGCCAGACAGGGACUUUACCCCCAGCCCCUCCACCAGCAGCUGCAGCUUCCACAACAGCCGCCUCAGGCACACCUUCACUGUCCUCCCAACCAUCCCCAUCCAUCCCCCCUACCUCCAUGCCUCCUCAGCAGAUACCACCCGCGGGUCCGCUGUCUCUCAUUCAGUCAGGGGCACAGAGGCUGCCGUCACCUCAUUCCCCAUUGCAAGGCAUGCCUCAACCGCCUCCACCCUCUCAAACCUGCCCACAAGCACUGCAGCCUCCACUACAUGGUCCCAUGCCACCAAUGGGCCACCCUCUGCAGGCAGGGCCAUCACACAUGCCUCACCCUCAUGCUUUACCCACUCAGCCCUUCCCAAUGGCUCAGUCUCAGGUCCCCCCUUCACCCCUUUCGGGUCAAGCCCAAGCUGCCUCCUUGUCCCAACAACAACGACCUCACACGCCUCCAUCACAGUCGCAGUCCUCCUCACAGAGUGGCAGUCAGCCUCCCAGAGAGCAGCCUCUCCCACCUGCACCAUUACCCAUGCCCCACAUCAAACCUCCGCCAACCACCCCUAUCCCACAAAUGCCAAAUGCUCAAUCACACAAACAUCCAAGCCACCCCCCAUUCCCGCAGAUGCCUUCCAACCUGCCCCCACCACCAGCCUUGAAGCCCCUCAGCUCAUUAUCCAACCACCACCCUCCAUCUGCCCACCCACCACCCCUUCAACUCAUGUCUCAAAGCCAGCAGCUACAGCCUCCACCGGUGCAACCUCCAGUGCUCACCCAGUCACAAACUCUUCCGGCAACAGGAAGUCAAGCGCCGCCACCGGCUCCUCCGCUCCCUUCCUCUUCCUCUGUCUCACACUCAGCGCCUUCUCAGCCCCCCUUCCCUCCUCAUUCCUUUAUGCCAGGCAGUUCACCCGUCUUGUCACCCUCCACCGUUCCCACCUCAGUAUCCAGCUCUAUGGCUACACUGCAGCAACCUCCGCCAUCCAUAUCCAUGCCACUACCUGCAUCGGUCAGCGCUCCCUGCCCAGGACCCUCCACUGUGCCACCUGUACAGAUUAAAGAAGAGCCUCUGGAUGAAACAGAGGAGCCAGAAAGUCCUCCACCACCACAGAGGAGUCCUUCGCCUCCACCCACCAUCGUCAACACUCCCAGUCAUGCCAGCCAGUCAGCACGGUUCUACAAGCAUCUGGACAGAGGUUACAACACAUGUGCCAGAACAGACUUCUACUUCACACCUCUGGCCUCAUCAAAACUGGCAAAGAAACGGGAAGAGGCGCUGGAGAAAGCCAAGAGGGAAGCGGAGCAGAAAGCACGAGAAGAAAAGGAGAAGGAGAGGGAACGAGAAAAAGAACGAGAGCGGGAGCGAGAGAGGGAGAAGGAGGCUGAGAGAGCUGCUAAAGCUUCCAGUUCUUCUCACGAGGGUCGCAUGGGUGAACCCCCAAUGGCGGGAUCGGCUCAUAUGCGGACAUCUUUCGAUCCACCGCCCACCACAAUUGCCACUGUGCCCCCUUACAUCGGUCCGGACACCCCUGCCCUGCGCACACUCAGCGAAUACGCCCGACCUCACGUCAUGUCUCCCACAAACCGCAACCAUCCCUUCUUCGUCUCGCUCAACCCUACAGACCCUUUACUGGCGUACCACCUGCCAGGCCUUUACAACGCAGACCCCAGCAUGCGUGAGCGGGAGCUGCGAGAGCGGGAGAUCCGGGAAAGAGAGAUUCGUGAGAGGGAGCUCAGGAUGGAGAGAAUGAAGCCUGGCUUUGAGGUCAAGCCUCCAGAGUUGGACAGUCUGCAUCCUUCCGCCAAUCCCAUGGAGCACUUUGCCAGACACGGGCCCAUCGGUCUACCACCCAUGGCUGGCCCUCAUCCGUUCGCUUCCUUCCACCCGGGACUGAAUCCAUUGGAGCGGGAACGGCUGGCGCUGGCUGGCCCACAGCUACGGCCUGAGAUGACCUACCCUGAGCGGUUGGCUGAGAGGCUACAUGUGGAGAGGUUGGCAAACGACCCCAUGGCACGAUUGCAGAUGUUCAACGUGACGCCACACCACCAUCAGCACUCGCACAUCCAUUCGCACCUACAUUUGCACCAACAGGAUCCAUUGCACCAAGGUUCUGGGGCACACCCGCUUGUAGACCCUCUAGCCGGAGGACCACACCUCGCCCGCUUCCCGUACCCGCCCGGAGCCAUUCCCAACCCGCUGCUCGGACAACCUCCACACGAACACGAGAUGCUGCGGCACCCGGUUUUCGGCACUCCAUAUCCUCGAGAUCUCCCCGCCGGACUCCCGCCUCCCAUGUCAGCGGCACACCAACUGCAGGCCAUGCAUGCGCAGUCGGCAGAGCUCCAGAGACUCGCCAUGGAGCAGCAGUGGCUUCACGGGCAUCACCACAUGCACGGAGGACCUCUGCCAGGACAGGAGGACUAUUACAGCCGGUUGAAGAAGGAAAGUGACAAGCAGCUGUGAUGAACCGAAGCUCCCAGAGGAGCUCACAGCAGAACAGUCACACACAGGAACUCGCAGGUCCUAGAGACCAUUCCAGUUCGGCCGAGAGACGACAACUGUCUGAGGAACCUUCUUUCUUUUCUCAGCUUUCUUCACUAUCCCGGACCUUUUUUUUUUAUUAAGACAUUGACUUUUUCGGGGGGUUGUAUAUCGUUCAAGUAGUGACAGCGUCCUCAAGACUGAUUGUGACUUUCCUGCAUGAACAUACUCUGAGAAGCUUCCCUGACGUCUUUUUUGUAGGUGCUAGAAAACAAGAUACUUUGUCACUGUGCUAAUUGGGGGAAACAGAGGAACAGAACAGUCGGGCCAUUAUAUCUGAAAAAGUGCUAUCUUAAAUUCAAUGUUUAUUUUAAUACAUUGUAGGAGGUUUUCAUAAUGUUAAGAAAAAGCUGCAGCAUGGCGUUUUUUUUUUGUUUUGUUUUUUUGAGUCUGUAAAUAGUAUAUAAAUAUAUAUAAAUAUAUACAUAUAUAAUUAUUACUAUUAUUAUAAUAAUUAUUAUUAGGUGUGGAUUCCUAACAGAUUGGUUAGACCUCCAGAAUAUAAUAAUUUUUAAGUGUCGUCCCUUGUUUCAGAGGGGAAGGAGAUGGCACUGUUAGCGCAGGUAACCAUGUCACAUGGUUUGCCGGGUUAGAAUGGUACCGGAUUUUAAUCCAAUCACCUCUAGAGAUCAAAGCUCAGAUGACACUUUUUUUUUUUAUUUGUUGUUGUGUUUUCCAUAUCUUGACAGUCUGCGACAAACACUCAUGACACAUCAUGACCAUUUUGAUUUGAUUUGAUGGCUGAACUCAAAGUGAGUUAGACGUUCAUAACACUUGAAGGAGGAAGACGAUGAUGCGGUGCCUCUAGUAUUGCAGCGAGAUGCCCAUUCAGGCAGAAUUUUAUUGCACUGAUUAACCUCAGUUUUUAUUAGUAAACUACAAUUGGCUUUUUAAGUGCAUUUCCACAGCCGUUGGCUCUGUUUUCUGUGUACCAAAGUUGAACGGCGUUGAGUUUUGCAACUAGCUUCAUAUCCCAGCUGGUUCUUGCGAAACGGAUCGGACUGCUCUUUCUUUUUUUGUAAGUAACAUCUUGAUGCACUUUUUUUUUUUUUUACUUUGAGAUUUACAUAUUGUCAAAAGGGUGCUGGAAAUGAUAGCAAUGCCCCUCCUCCCCUCACCUCCGGUGUGUCUCCUGAAGUCAGUUUCCUGACCCACUGUACAGAUCCAUUGAACCAUUGUCACUGUGAAGGCGGAGGGCAGACGGUGGCGGAGGACGAGACGUGGUGGAGCUGUACUGCGUGCGUGUGUGUGCAUGUGUUCACAGUAGUGGAGAUGAUGACCGCUGGGUCUCUGCAUUCCUGACAUACGAUGCAUGAAGCCUCUUUAGUUGCUCUCCAUCAUGUCGAGGCUGUAAUCGCAAUCAUUGACUGUUACAUGCAGUAUUUUUGGGUUGGUUGUUCUCCAAUUAACGCUCGUUAUUUAAACUAACGAAUGCUUUUACCUCUGGUCUUUUCGGAGCUUACGGUUCAAAGUACUGUUUUUAAAUCCUCCCCUCUUGGUUUCGAAAAAGCCAUGGUCGGAAGAGUGUCUGAUUUUAGCAGUAUACGCCCAAAGCUGAUCACUUUCUGUAAUUGGACUCUGUCAUCUGUAUCUUUUAAUCUGUCUCAGAUGUAUACAGCGUUUUCUUUUGGUUCCACGCAUUUUCUCCUCCUUUCGUCCCUCUUUUUUGUGUCUUAAACCUUUGAUGUUGAGUGUUGUCAAUGGUUUAGCUUCUCGUUUCAAAGCGGCAAUAGCAGAAUGUACAUUCUGACUGCUAAGAUUUAUAUAUACUGGUAUCUUGAAGCUUAUUGUACAUAUUAGUAGUCGCCAUGGGAUGACACAGUGUAAACAAAAAGUAGAGAUAAUUAAGGCAGAUUGUGAGUCCUGUGUUCUCCCCAUUUGAGUAUUUUGUAAUUUUUUUUGACAAAUUUGUGGAAUUAAAAUAAAACUAAGUUACACCACAUGGAAACUUGAUUUCUAGUUAAUAUCACUUUUUGUUAUAUGACAUGGCAGAAGUAAAUGUUCAUGCUGAUAAAAAA
Messenger RNA from Danio aesculapii, 7362 nucleotides. RefSeq names its product arginine-glutamic acid dipeptide (RE) repeats a (gene rerea). Gene Ontology annotation, molecular function: chromatin binding; transcription corepressor activity; sequence-specific DNA binding. Gene Ontology annotation, cellular component: nucleus. The record is from RefSeq and is a predicted model, not a curated record. Bases 701 to 5266 code for a protein of 1521 amino acids. NCBI's taxonomy places the organism in Eukaryota, Metazoa, Chordata, Actinopteri, Cypriniformes, Danionidae. Gene Ontology annotation, biological process: regulation of DNA-templated transcription. The transcript is spliced from 22 exons.